Molecule: messenger RNA, 2807 nt
Organism: Schistosoma turkestanicum
Lineage: Eukaryota; Metazoa; Platyhelminthes; Trematoda; Strigeidida; Schistosomatidae
Source: the annotation of a GenBank genome assembly
AUGCAAACACAAUUCACUAUACGAUCUAUUGAUGAUAAUACAACAACAAUACCUUAUCAUCAUUCAAAAUGGCGGAUAUUUUUUGCGCGACAUUUAAAUUAUACACCAACAACAACAACAACUAAACAAUUAUUGAAUAUUGAUCAAUAUGAAUUGAACAAAUUAAAGCAUGAUCAAUCGUUUGAAAAUGUUCAACAACAAUCACAAAAUAAUUCAUGGAAUAUUAAUUCACAACAUUCUACUCAUCUGAUUACAUCAAAUCAUUUUCCGUUAUUAUUAUUUUAUUUUGAACAAAUCUUAAUAUUUUUUAGUUAUUUCUUUUUAUUAAUUACUUUACCAUUUUCAUUAAUAUUUUGUUUAUAUAUUAUUAAACAUUAUGAAAGAGCAGUGAUAUUUCGUUUAGGUCAUGUAAUAUGGAAUAAUUCUAUUGGUCCAGGUUUAUUAUUUAUUAUCCCAUGGUUAGAUAUAGUACAUCGUGUUGAUUUACGUUUAUUCACUGUGGAUGUUUGUACACAAAAUAUUCUCACUAGUGAUGCUGUCACAGUGAGUGUAGAAACAGUCAUUUAUUAUCGUAUUAUUAAUCCAAUUCUUUCAGUGAUUCAUGUCAAAAAUAUACAUGAUUCUACAUGUUUAUUAGCCCAGACUACAUUACACCAUGUAUUAGGUCGUAUGAAUAUGUAUACAUUGUUAACAGAACGUCAAUAUUUAUCACAAUUUAUCCAUCAAUUAUUAGAUAUCUAUAUUGAUUUAUGGGGUAUUAAAAUUGAACGUAUUGAAAUUAAAAAUAUUCGUUUACCAAUUGAAUUACAACAUUGUAUGGCUAUCGAGGCUGAAGCAAGUCGUAAAGCACAAGCAAAAUUUGUACUGGCAUUAGCUGAGAAAAAUGUAUCACAUUAUUUAAAACUGGCUGCAAUACAAUUAAAAAAUUGUCCAAUCGGUUUACAAUUACAUUAUUUACAAACUAUGAAAUAUAUAACUAAUGGGAAAAAUUCAAUUAUUUUAUUCCCCAUUCCGAUGAAAUUAAAAUCUGAUGUAUAUUUUGAAUUAAUAUUGGCUAGUUUAUCGAAUUCUAAUGAAAAAUUUCAAUUGUAUUCCAGAUACAUUAAAUGGAUUGAACAAAAUUAUCCUUCAUUAGGCAAAUGUGCUGAUUUACAAAAUGUUCUCUAUCGUUCUAUACGUGAUUCUUCGAAUUUACCAGAAAUUAAAAACAAUGAGGCCUAUGUGAACAGUUGGAUUAAACUUACAGAAUAUUGUAGUCAACCAAUGGAAUUAUUUGAGUUAUUAUUUCGUCAAGGUAUUGGUACAAUGUGUUCUGAAUUCUAUAUUGCAUGGUGUGAAUUACUUGAAAAAAAAACUAGUAAAAAUUAUCAAAAAAUUGCAUCAAUCUAUGCGCAUGGUUUACGUGCUGGUGCUAAACCUUUAUUAUGGUUAGAAGAUAGAGCAGAAGCUUUCUUUCAUCGAUAUCAAUAUUAUUUAAAAUCUACCGAUGAUACAUUAAUGACGACGUUAGAUAAUUCUUGUCAAGAAAAUAAUGAUACCAGUAGUAAUACAAGAAAAAAACUAGCAUCAUUACGUUUAAUUGAAACUGUUGGUACACAAGAGAAUCAUAGUUUUGUUGCUCCAGUGUUACGAACUAACGAAAUGUGGCGUUCAAAUCAAUCAGGUCUUGGUCCAACAAUAACAACUCAACAUUCAACUGGAACUAAUCGAUUGAAUAAAAACGUAAAUUAUCAAAUAAAACCAGAUAAUUUAUCAUGCGCAAAAGAGAAUUCCACUCUAAUACGUGAUUUACCAAUUGUGGAUACCGCAGAUUUUAUUCGACCUGUUGGUUGUCCAUCAUCAUGGCAAAAAGAAAAUCAACUGGAACCAACUGCAUGGAAUAAUGUUCAAUUACCUACAAAUAGAACAGCCCCUGUAUUAUCUAGACCUAUAGGUUUACCGAAUUGGGAAAUUUUCACAGAAGAACCAAUUGAAUCCGAGCAACAGCAACCACAGCAACAACAAACAGACUCUGUAAAUACAUUGUCUAGUGUACAACAAUCAACUGUUUGUACUAAACGUAAAGGUUUAAAAAUCAAAUCAUUCAAAGAUAAUGAUUCAUGUCAACAGUCAAAUGAAAUUCCUUACAUUGAAAUGGCAUCAUUCAAUCGUUUGGUUGGUGGUUGUGGCAGUGGCAGUGGCAGUGUUGAUCAUGCAUUGUCAGCAAUUCACCGUGAUGAUCAAAAUGAUGUCAAGUUAAAUUUACCAAGUCUACCCGGUGAUAAACUAUGUGAAGUGGAUUGUUUCGCCUUUGAUAUCUCUCUUAUCUAUGGUGGAAUUGAAGAAUUAUGCUGGGAAAUGCAUCGUAGCUUAAAAUGGAAUGUUAAUUAUAUGGACACAUUGAAUCAUUGCUCCUCGACCUCUUCCUCCUCUUCCAUAAAACAUCAGCAGCAGCAGGCUGAUACCGGUGAUGUCGAUGAGGAUAACAGUGACUGUGAUCGAAAGAAAAUAUUGAAUAAUUUUUGGGAUAAAGAAGAAACAGAACUGAUUGAAGAAAUCAAUGCUAUUAUUCAUAAACAUACUACUAACACUACUACUAAUAAUAAUAAUCAUAGUAAUAAUAAUGAUGUAAAGUGUAAAAAUGUUGAAUCCACUCGUUAUGCACUGAUCAAAUCAUUGGAAAUGAUUGCAUUGAAUCAAAAAAGUUGAAAUUGUACAAUACGAUAAAAACAAACUGACAAACAAACAGGUGUACUUGUUUGUCUUUUUUUUUUUAACUAAUUUUUUUCUAUCUAUCUAUCUAUGCAUUUUGUAUUUAAAUGUUAUUC